This is a messenger RNA of Melitaea cinxia (Glanville fritillary), 4134 nucleotides long. It is a transcript of the gene Osbp, whose product is annotated as oxysterol-binding protein 1. The transcript has 14 exons. NCBI's taxonomy places the organism in Eukaryota, Metazoa, Arthropoda, Insecta, Lepidoptera, Nymphalidae. Bases 161 to 2491 code for a protein of 776 amino acids. The record is from RefSeq and is a predicted model, not a curated record. Gene Ontology annotation, cellular component: membrane; cytosol; intracellular membrane-bounded organelle. Gene Ontology annotation, molecular function: sterol binding.
ACACUACUACACAAUUUUGAUUUUUCACUAUACUGUGCUUUUUAAUAUUUUUCCUACUCUAUGAUACUGUGUGAUGAACUGAUGAACGUGGCUUAAGGUUUAAUAAGGAAUUCGAUGUAUUAUGGUUUUCUUAGCAACCGAAAAUAAAUAAUUGUCUAAAAUGUCCGACGCAAUAGUGCCUAAAGGUCAGCCUGUGCCUGGCGAUCCAGAGAAAAAGGGAUGGCUUUUCAAGUGGACGAACUAUCUAAAAGGAUAUCAGCGGAGAUGGUUCGUGUUGUCAAAUGGAUUAUUAUCAUAUUACAGAAAUCAAGCAGAAAUGGCACAUACAUGUCGAGGCACAAUUUCACUACUGGGGGCAUUGAUCCACACUGCAGAUUCAUGUACAUUUGUGAUUAGCAACGGUGGAACCCAAACUUUCCACAUACGUGCCCAUGACGAGGUUGAGCGACAGAGCUGGGUUACGGCAUUAGAAUUGGCUAAAGCAAAAGCUAUCCGUGCCCAAGAAUCCGACGAUGACGAGGAACAGAUGGCAUCAGGACCGACUCCUGGGGGUGGAACUGAGGGUGAAAGCGAAGAUGCGGGGGGUAUAGCCCGCGAACUCGCAGCGCGGUUUCAUGAUCUACGUACGUGUUCCGAGCUUGUUGCAAGACAUGGGGCGGCACUGCAGCGGUCUCUCGUUGACUUAGAGAUACCUCCCACUGACACGACAAAGCAAGUCUCCGAAAGGGCAACUUUGUUUAGGAUAUCUUGCAAUGCGAUGAUGAAUGCUUGUUCGGAGUUCAUGAGCGCGGCGAGCGCGUCGAGUGCGCGCAUGAGCCGUGCACUGCAACACGAGCGCGAGCAGAAGACGAGGCUGCAGGAGGUGGUGGAGCAGCUCGCGCGCCAGCACGACAACCUCGAGAAGACCGUCACCGCGCGCAGCACGCCGCACGCCGGAGGCAACGGAUCUGGACAAGGAAACGACACAGAGGAUGAAGAUCAUGAAUUCUUCGACGCAAUGGAAGAGGAAGUCUCCUCGGCAAUGGAGGAUAAGACCUCUUUUGUAAUUAAAGUGCCUGUAAAUAGGAAAAAUAAAGUUAAAAGUGGAGAAAGUUCUGAUGAAUCUGAAGGUGAAACUGUGACUGAAACUCAACAAGUGAUAUUUGUGGAAGACAAGGAAAGGGCAGAAAAUACAAUGGGUGGAGCGGAGGCAGCUACCAUCAGCAAAUCUGAGGAUAACAAGGACCAACAGGAUAUUAAAAUAUGGCCGCACGUGUCGCAGGUGACGGGCACGCUGAACGGCCGGCCGCGCCGCACGCGCGUGCCCGACAAGCCCAACUACCCGCUGUCGCUGUGGUCCAUCAUGAAGAACUGCAUCGGCAAGGAGCUAUCGAAGAUCCCCAUCCCGGUGAACUUCAGCGAGCCGCUGUCGAUGCUGCAGCGGCUGACGGAGGACUACGAGUACUCGUCGGUGCUGGACCAGGCGGCCGCGUGCGGCGACCCCGCGCAGCAGCUCGCCUACGUCGCCGCCUUCACCGUGUCCGCCUACGCCACCACGGCCUGCAGGACAACCAAACCAUUCAACCCGCUCCUGGGGGAGACGUACGAGUGUGACCGCAUGUCUGACCUAGGGUGGCGUUCUAUAUCGGAACAGGUAUCCCACCACCCGCCGAUGGUGGCUCAGUUCUGCGAGGGCGCGGCCGGCUGGCAGUGCUGGCAGGAGUUCACCAUGACCACCAAGUUCAGGGGGAAGUACCUGCAGGUCAUACCCCUGGGCGGCGCCUUCGCGCAGUUCACUAGCUCGGGCAACAAGUACACGUGGAGGAAGGUGACGACGACAGUGCAUAACAUAAUCGUCGGCAAGCUGUGGGUGGACAACCACGGUGACAUGGACAUCGUGGGCGAGGCGGGCCCGGCGGCCGGCUACGUGGCGCACCUCAAGUACCUGCCCUACGGGUACUUCAGCAAGGACGCGCAGCGCAAGGUCACCGGCGUCAUCAAGGACCCGCAGGGCGUGCCGCGCUACGUGCUGCAGGGCCACUGGGACUCGCGCGUGGAGGUGGCGCCCGUGACGUCGGCGUCGCCCGACAACACGGUGUGCAAGACGGGCAAGUUCGUGGCCGCCUGGGAGCGCGUGCCCGCCCCGCCCGACGCCGACAAGUUCUACAACUUCACGGUGCUGGCGGCGCAGCUGAACGAGCCCGAGGAGGGCGUGGCGCCCACCGACUCGCGGCUGCGGCCCGACCAGCGGCUCAUGGAGGAGGGGCUGUGGGACGAGGCCAACGCGGAGAAGCUGCGCCUGGAGGAGAAGCAGCGCGCCGCGCGCCGCGAGCUGGAGGCGGAGGCGGAGCGCGCGGCGGCGCGCGGGCUGGCCCCGCCCCCGCCGCGCGCGCCCGCCUGGUUCGCGCGCCAGGCCGCGCCCGGCCAGCCGCACCUGCGCCACCUCUACACGCACCGCUACUGGGACGCCAAGCGCCGCGCCGACUGGGCCGCCUGCCCCGACAUCUUCUAGCGCCGGUCUGCUCGUGCUCGGCUCCUUCUCUGUAAUCAUUCACUUACACUUCGUAUACUACUUGAGAGAUCGUCGUCCCGAACAUUUGUUUUUUCUUUCAAAUGUAAGUAACGAUCCACUACUAUUUUAACUCUGCUUAUUAUGUGGUUAACUUUUCAAAGUCGGCAGAAAAUUACACAAUUGUAUCACCUCAUGUUAUGAGUUUUUAUAACCGAAGAUGUCCUCGUAACAAAACUGACUAUUUUUGUAUACUGUGCGAACGUAAACUUUUUUUUUAUGUAUUAAAUAAAAUACACGUAAAAAAUGACAUUAUUCUAGGACUUUAAGCAUAUUUAAAUAUAUGUUGAUUAACCUAGACGACUAACUUUUAAUUUGGAUACGAUAUCAUAUUAAAAACUAAUAUAUUAAGUUGAAAAUUUGUUUUCUUUUUAGCAAAUUGUUAAUCUCACUUGGGCCUCAUUCGUAUGAAAAUGGGAGACAGUUUGGGCCUAGAUAUAGUUGUAUAUACUACAAAAGCGAGUACAACUAGAUCGUCCGAGUUACAAAGAUAUUGACAACGAAAGUAUUUAUUUAUUACCCUUCACAAGAUUAAUUUUUGUAUUUGUAUUUUUUUACCGUCAUCCUGUAAAUAAUUAUAUACGACCUCGAAUGACGUUGCAGUGUGUAUAUUGUGAUUUUUCAAACGUUAAAAUAGUGCACGAAAUUCUCAUGUAAAUAUUAUUAUUUAUAAUAUUUUAUAAUAACUUUUUGCUACUUCUACGCUUGAUUUAAACUUCAAGUUAUAAAAAUACAUACAAUAUAAAUACAUCGUGAAGUAUUUAAAUUUGAUAUUUAAUAUGCAUAAAACUAGGUAAUAGUAAACUAUGCGGUGCUACUUACAUUUUAAUAGCACGCCUUUCCAUUAAUAAAUACAUUAGAAAGUAAUAUAGUCAGCACCGAAGAAUGGUUAGAAAUCAGUAAUAAUUAGAUUUUAAUAGGCCACUUGUAAUAAGCUUUUUAAAAUCAUUGCAUAAAAGGCCAAUAUUAAAAUAUCAUUUAUUUAAAAUAUUAAAAGGUACCAUUUAGUCAGUUGUCUUUCAUGUAUUUAGAUUUUUGAUUUUAUCUUAUGAACUACAUAACUACGGUCUAUUUAUACUUGUAUCGAGAAGUCCACUUUUAUAUACGAUUUAAUUUUUUUUUUUCUAAAAUAUUUAAAUUUUGUUACGACGUAAUUUUUUUUUUUUUUUUUUUUAGAGUGGUAAUGCAAAGCAUAAAGUUUAAUUAAAAGAAAAUUGCUCUAGCGUCCUUAAUGUAACACUUUGACCGUGAGUAAAAUCUUUACUGGUCAGUGAAACGAGUAUUACUAAACCUUGUUGCUACAUGGCGCCUCAUUUUGUAAUGAAUGUACAAUGCGUGCAUAGGAGCAAUUGAUUAUUUUGUAAGUGUUAAAAUUGACUUAAGUUGAUACCAAUCUCGCCAGCAGCCGGAAGAUACUGGAAUAUUGUUAUCAAUUUGCAUGAAUAUUUUAUAAGAUCUAUAACAAAUUGUACAUUUUCAUAAAGUGGAUGUAAAAUAAUUUGUUAAUAUAUUAUCAUUAUAAAAAUAUUUGAAUACAAAGCCAUAACAUCUGUAUAAUGUUGAUAAUAAAAAUAAUAUACGUCGCA